UAUACCGAGGCAGGCAAGAGGUGCACGGGAAGGGAAUGCCAUAUCAUCUGGUUUGCUUAGGAGAGGAUGGAAGAAUGAGAAAAAAAAAACUCUCAUUACUGGUUCACUGUUGCCCCGUGCUUGUGUUCCCUCGCUGGGCUUCCGGGUACACGGGAUAUUGCUACCAUUUAUUUAUCCGCGCGCUGCACUCUCUGUAUUCUAUCCCCCGUUGAUCCAGUUACUGUAAUCCCUGCCUUGUAUCAUACACCGAAAUGUGUCUCUUUCACUUUCAGUAGCCCUUGACGGUAACGUGUAGCUUUUGUGUCUCUCCAUAGUAGGCGGAGUGGAGCCUCACUUCCCCUGCCCUCCACCAUUAACUCUACGGUGCCAGGCUGUCGCAUUUCACUAACUGGUCCACAAUACUCCACCCUCUUUACCUCUUUGCCUCCCUCCUCAGGCCUGCCACUCCCCUCCCCUCGCACCCUGAUGCAUGAGUGUCACCCUGGCCACCACGCCCGCGCCACCCUGGACCGUGUGUGCCCUGCUCGCUCUCUCCGCUCUACGUGUUUUUACUCCACCAUGAUCACAGACUGUACACGUAUUACCCUGUAUAUUGAUCCGCUUUUUUUUAUAUGUGUGUGUGCACCGCCACCCUCCACCACGGCCUUGCUCCCACCACACGUGACGGAGAAGGCUUCACACCACCGCCGCAAUGCUCUCCAUGUUCAGAUAGUCGUCUCCCCUUUGCUAUAUUGUAUAAAUCAUAUACAUACGGGUACAUUGUGUCUCCUGACUGCCCUGUAGAUGUACAGUUUUAUAGGUAAUCUGAGUUCCCUUACACGUGAGGUGUGUAACGCUUCCUUGUCUCCCCAGGUGGAAGGUAAAGCUCAGCCCGCCGCCUGCAGGGGACGACGUAGAGGACGGCGAAUGGCUGGAGGAGGCAGCCAGCGGGACCUUCCAGGACUGGAUGGACGGUUCCCCUUCCAGUAACCUUUCCUAUGGUUCAGACAACGCCUCCACCGCCACCACCGCCAUCGCCACCGCCGCUGCAGCCUGCGUCGCUAACGGGUCGGCCGUGUGUGUCAGCGAAAACCACACCUCCAUCUUUGACAGCCCGCCGCCUUUCAGCCUCCCGUCGACCGUGUUCAUUGGGGUGUGCCUGAGUCUGUGCAUCGCCAUCACCGUCGUGGGCAACAUCCUUGUGCUCAUGGCCUUCUUCUGUGAAAGAGCCAUCCGGCAGCCCUCCAACUACUUCCUGGCGUCCCUGGCCGUCACGGAUAUCCUCAUCGGCUCUGUGUCUAUGCCCUUCUACACUGUGUACGUGCUGGUGGGCUACUGGGACCUGGGCCCCAUCCUAUGUGACCUGUGGCUCUCCGUGGACUACACCGUCUGCCUGGUGUCACAGUUUACGGUCCUCCUCAUCACCAUUGACCGGUUUUGCUCUGUCAAGAUCGCUGCCAAGUACCGCGCCUGGCGCACCAAGAACCGCGUCAUCAUCAUGGUGCUGGUGACGUGGGUGGUGCCGGCGCUGCUCUUUUUUGUCAGCAUUUUUGGGUGGGAGCAUUUUAUUGGAUAUCGUGACCUCGGCCCCGGCCAGUGCAUGGUACAGUUUCUCAAGGACCCUGUCUUCAACACGUCUCUCAUAGUAGCCUACUACUGGAUCCCUCUUGUGGUCCUCUUCAUCCUCUACGCAGGCAUCUACCAAACCGCCUACGAGAUGUCCAAGAAGGCGCGGGAAAAAAGGAAACAGGCGCAGGCCAUGAUGAACCUGGGGCCGGCCAGUGCCAGACCAAGCCCCGCACCGGUACUCAAGUCUGCCGGCGCCGCCCCACCAGGCCACGGCGGCAAAGGCGAGGGCGGCUGUGGUAUGACGCUCUCCAAAACUCAGAGCACCCUCUUCAGUCAGGACCAGCCCAAGCCUGAGCCUCAGGGUGACGGCACGGCGCCGCCCGCUGACGACACUGACCCUUCCCAGAAGACGUCUUCCAAAACACUGACAGAUGUGGCAGACCUUUUAAAGAACAAAAACAUGGAAAAGGACUUUGAGAAAUCAAGUAGCGGCAUUGAGAGUGAGGACGAGAAACGAUGCAGCAGCCAGAACCUCGCCAAGAUGGACCAGCCGGCCUCUACCCUGCCGUCCGUCCAGCCUCCCAGCCUGCCCGCGAUGGCGGCCCGCUGCCUCCUGGACGUGGACACCACCGUCACGCGCCUCACGCAGCCUGCCAUCCAGCCCGUGCCGGCAGAUUCUGCCGCGGCGCUGCUCAGUAGCAGCCACUGGGGCAACGGAGACCUGCCGCAGACAGGCUCGCGUCCCCUCAGCCUGCUGGGGGAGCUGCCCAUCGUACCACCGCCGCCACCCUCCACUGUGCACUUCGGUAUCCAUCCCCUGGCGGCCUCGACGCCUCUCAAUCCCGCCACCUCCUCCAUCCUGGAGCCUAUCGCGCCGCCAGCCAUGUUCGCUGACUUCCCGACUCCAUCGCCGCCGCCACCACCGUCACGUCCCACCUCGCUAGAGCUGAAGGCCGUCACGCCCACCGGCCCUGACUCAGUCAUGUCGAUGGACACAAGCGACAUGAGGUUCAUGGAUGAAAGCUCCGUAGUCGUCCCCUCGCCAGUGGUGGAGACUCCACCAUCGUCCAGCUGGACACAUCAGAACGGCACGCUUUCCGCUGAUGACUUGGCGCGCUGUCUGGACGCACCCACCGCGGUCCCCUCUCCGUCAAACACUGUUACGCCCACGCCGAUCGCCUCCGUCAACGGAAACGGAUCCCUAUACAACGGCUCCGAGUCACUACAUUCCUUCCCCAAGUCGUCAGCCUCAGAGCCCACCCCGCCGCUGCCCCCUCACCCAUCGCCCACUGAGGGUGUCACUGUGAACCCUGUCUCACCCCCACAGGCCGGCGCCACGCCCGCUACCAUCACCACAACUGCCACUGACAACACUGCCACCACCACCUUGACCCUAUCGCCCCCUGUGGUCUCCCUGGCGCCUGACAGCGAGUCUAAUAGCGUGGAGAGCUUCCGCUGCCCGGCCAACGGUGGUCCUCAAACAGACGCCAUUGUCACCCCCAGCCGAGGACAGGACAGCAGCAUCGAGCCUGACAGCUUCGCCGAGACUUCUCAGGUGGACGAGAAGACGCGUCCGAAGAAGGCUGUGCUCAGAAAUCUCGGCAAGAAGAUGCGCCUCAAAAAGAAGAAGAAAGACACCGAAAAAGACAAGAAGUCAAAAUCACACAACCGCGCCAACAAGGCUCUGAAGACCAUCUCGGUAAUCAUGGGCGCCUUCGUGGCCUGCUGGACGCCCUACCACAUCAUCGCCAUCAUGGAGUCCUUCUGCCAGUGCACCAACGCCCAUGUCUACAUGUUUUUCUACUUCCUUUGUUAUGCCAACAGCCCAAUCAACCCCUUCUGCUACGCUCUCGCCAACCAGCAGUUCAAAAAAACCUUCACGCGGCUCCUCAAGGGCGAUUUCCACAUGAACUAGGCCGACGCCGCGGGUGUUGUCCUGCGACGGGAGUGUUGUCGAGGCGAUAGCUCAGGUGUGAGUGUUGUGAACAGACUGAUGAGCUGGUUAUAAAACGGGACCCAAAGUAUGCGUGUAUGCAUGAGAGAGAGAGAGAGAGAGAGAGAGAGAGAGAGAGAGAGAGAGAGAGAGAGAGAGAGAGAUAUCCCCCUAA
Messenger RNA from Scylla paramamosain (green mud crab), 3656 nucleotides. Its product is annotated as muscarinic acetylcholine receptor gar-2-like. Gene Ontology annotation, cellular component: plasma membrane; dendrite. The coding region runs from base 947 to 3463 and encodes 838 amino acids. Lineage: Eukaryota; Metazoa; Arthropoda; Malacostraca; Decapoda; Portunidae. Gene Ontology annotation, molecular function: G protein-coupled serotonin receptor activity; neurotransmitter receptor activity. The transcript has a single exon. Gene Ontology annotation, biological process: synaptic transmission, cholinergic; G protein-coupled receptor signaling pathway, coupled to cyclic nucleotide second messenger. The record is from RefSeq and is a predicted model, not a curated record.